Messenger RNA from Closterium sp. NIES-65, 5169 nucleotides. The record is from the annotation of a GenBank genome assembly. NCBI's taxonomy places the organism in Eukaryota, Viridiplantae, Streptophyta, Zygnematophyceae, Desmidiales, Closteriaceae.
AUGUCAGAAAAGGAACCUGCCGAAGGGGCAGGAAAAGAAGGGUCGUCUGAGGAUGACGAUGUUGUGGAAGUGCCGCAAGCAGGGAAUGCAGAAGUGACACCGCUCGGCACGGCGGAUGUCGCGGAGCCCAGUGCUCACGUGGAAAAUGUCUCCGCCGCGUGCGAGGCGCCUGAUGCGGAACCGGGUGGUGAAUCUCCAAAGGAUUCGACAGCAGAGACAGCACGCGAAGUUGCGGCGAAGGAGGACACAGAAGGAGGGAGUGCGAGCCGAGAGGGAGCAGGCGAGGGAGCAGGCGGCGGAGCAGCGGAUCCGGAAGGUGGAGCAGAGUCGGAGAAAGUGCAAGCUGGUGAGGUUCCGAAGGAUUUCAAAACAGAGGCAGCGGGAGACGGUGCGACGAAGGAGGACGCAGAAACAGCAACGGCGAGCCGAGAGGGAGCGGAUGGCGUAGACGCAGAGGGAGCUGAAGCGGAUUCGAAGGCACAGACAGCAGGUGACGAUGCGACGAAGGAGGACGCAGGAACAGCGACAGCGAACCCAGAGGUACCGACAGAUGCAGGAGCAGAGGGAGCCGAUGUGAGUGCCAAGGCACCGGCGGCAGAUGACGGUGCGACGAAUGAGGACGCAGAGAAAGCGAUGGCGAAACCAGAAGUACCGGUCGAUGGAGAAGCAGAGGGAAUUGAGGCGGAUAUCAAGGCACCGGCAGCAGAUGACGGUGCGACGAAAGAGGACACAGAACCAGCAACUGAGUUGUCGAAAGGAACAAGGAAGGGAGGAGCAGACCCGGAAAGCGGGGCAGAGGCUGAGAAGGCGCAAGCUGCGGCGGCAGAUAAAGAACAAACAGAGGCAGAUGCGACGGAAACGAUGCAGCCCAGUGAGGUGGAAAAGAAGACGGCGAAUGCGGACCCGCCUUCCGCCGUUGCGCAGGCGGAUCCUGCUGUUGCUCUCGCCACUGCCCCCGAAGUCGUUCCCGCUGUCACUUCCGCCGCUGCUCCCGCUGCUGCUCCCGCUGCUGAUCCUGCGGCACCACUCGCUUCCCCGGCGGAAGCUGUUCCGCCAGCAACCCCUGCCCCUCCUGCGGAAGCGGGGGCUGCUCCCUCCGCCACCCCCGUUGCUCCGCCAGCUCCCGGUGCGCCUCAGCAGGCACCACCAUCUGCUCCCGCCGUUGCCGCCUCUUACGCAACGAUAGACGCGGAGAUCAAAGCGGUGCGGGACAUGCCGAAUCCUUUGGGCCCGGGACCUUCCGGAAGCGCAUCCGCACCAACGCCCGCAACCGACGCUGCGCAAGCAUCUCCUGCGCCGCCAGCAGCGGCAGGCGCAGCGGCAGCAGCGCCAGCAUCCGCGGCAGGAGGACAGGCAGCGCCAGUAAUAGAAACAAUAGAGCUGGACGACGACGAGGACGACGAAACGGACAACAACGCGCUGAACGCGAUCCUCUCCGUGCCACCGAAAGAGCUCGAGACAGCGGUGGAGAAGCUCCUAUACAUUCACAUGAGGCCGCGCCUGCCGGGCGCGGAGGACGACGAUCAGGUCGCGCCGCACACGAUGGCGGCGCUCGAGACGGGCGUGAAGUGGGUGCUGAAGCGGCAGGGCUCGGCGGUGCCCGCGGAGCAGUGCGUGCGGCUGGCGAAGGCGCUGCUGCUGGACUCGCAGCACGGGAAGCGCGGGCGCCCGCGCAAGUACUUCGCGGAGGCGGAGGUGAACGUGGCGCUCGCCGCCGUGAGCGCGUGGCUGGAGAGGCGCAGGCAGCAGGAGGCAGGGGAAGGGGCAGGGGCAGGGGGAGCAGGAGGAGGGGCAAAACCAGGCGACGCAGCAGUUGCUGCGAAGGCGGCAGCAGCAGCGACUGCAGGAGCUGCAGGGGGGGCGGGUUUCCCUGGGCCGGCAAUGCAGCUGCUGGCGCAGCAGUAUCAGCAGGUGCCGCAGCAGCAGCAAGCGAGCUGGUUGCGGCCUCCUGUUGCUGCAGCAGGCGGACUUCCGCCAGCAACGCAGCUGGCGCAGCAGCAGGGGCAUGGGCAGCAGCAGCAGCAGCAGGCGAAUCUACUGACCAUGCCGUCCCUGAACCCGCGGUUAGAUCGCUCAGUGGAACUGCCUGGUUACUACCCCAGCCGUGUUCCCCCAGGCCUGACGUUCAACUUACGCCCCGGCGCCAUACUCGCCGGCACCGUACCUCGCACCGUACCUGCCGGCUCCGCACCUGCCGGCACCAUACCUCGCACCGUACCUGCCGGCACCGCACCUCCCACCAUGUUUGCCAGCACCAUAUCUGCUACCACAGUUGCGGCGUCGCCUGCAGGGAAUCAGACGGACGGGGUGGGUCUGUGGCAGGGCAGAACACGGUUGGGAGGGCUGGGUUCUAAGGUGCGGCAGGGGAGGCAAGCGUGGGAGGGGUUUGGGGGCCUGAAUUCAGUGCCCUCACAGCAAAGUGAAGAGGCUGGCAGGAGGCUUGUGAUGCCGGCGGGAGAAGCACAGCGGGUGACACAGGGGCGAGAGCAGGGAGUACAGGGGGGAACGCAAGGGCGAACAGAGGGGGUAACUCAGGCGCGCGGGCAGGGAUUGGCGAACGCACCACCGGUGAGGGAGUAUGUUUUGGGGCUGAAGGCGCCUGAUAGGAGCACGCAGAGGCCGGGAGCAGGGCUGGUGGAAGUGCCUGUAGGGGGGGCUGCCCCGGGAGCGAUUCCGGGGUCGGGGCGGGGAGCGAGGCGAGGAGAACGGCAACCUGCUAGCGCUCUGCAGCAGCAGCUGCAGCAUCAUCAUCAGCAGCAUCAACAGCGGCGGCAGGAGCAGCAGCAGCAGCAGCAGCAGCAGCAGCAGCAGCAGCAGCAGCAGCAGCAGCAGCAGCAGCAGCAGCAGCAGCAGCAGCAGCAGCAGCAGCAGCAGCAGCAGCGGGUGCAGCAGCAGGCACAGAAGCAGCAGGAGAAGCCGCCAGAGGUGCAGCCGCCAACAGAAAAUCUCCCAGCGCCAGGGCUGGGCAAGGACGUAUGCGUGCAUAAAUACUACCUGCCGGGAAUAGAGGGCAGUGGAGAGGCGGGCAGGCAGAAGCAGGAGCGCGAGCACGCCACCUUGCUGGCGUUUCUCCACUGGCUCUACCCCCACCUGUGCGGGAUAUGCAAGGCGGUGGUGCAGCAUGGGCCGUUUGUGGAGGGCGCGCAGGGACGGUUUGGGGGGUACGAGGUGGGGGAUGUGGCCAAGGGGAAGGAGCGCGGGGUGCUGGUGCGCGCGCCCAGCAACUGGCGGAACGUGGGGGACUCCUCAUGGGCCACGGAGAUGAACCAGGUGAGUGGAGUGGGGAUGGUGGCGUGUCGGUUGGUGGGCAAUGGCACCUCUCCACUGGCCCUUCUUUUCCCAUCCCGCUCCCUCGUCACGCUCAUUUCCACCUCCCCUUCCUUCCUCUCUUUCCCUGACCACCACCACCUGUGCGAGCAGCAAGGGCCAAAGAAGCGGCGGCUGGUGUUUGUGGGCUGGCAGGCGUUUGCACAGACAGAGCGCGGUGCAGUGGACGUGGGCAUUCACAUCGAAGACACGGACGCCAUCAGGUCUCUCCUCGCCAAGAAGCGCCGCCUGCAGCAGUUUGCCCGAAACCGAGUCUCUGACAUCCAAACCUUAAAAGGCAGGCUCUCCGAAGCUCGCGUGCAAGUUCGGUCGCUCAAGGACCAGGUUCGGGAUCUCCAAAGCCAGCUGAAGGCUGCCAAGGAGAAGGAGAAAGCACGGGGGCGUGGCCGAGGGGAGAGAUCAGCAGAGGACGAGCAGAAGCAGCUGCAGCGGCGGCUCAAGAAGCUCAAAGCCCGGGCCGGUAACCGUCCAAUCACCGCUGAUGAUGUGGCGAUGCUGGAUCUGAUGUCAGACGACGACGACGAUGACGAGGACGAGGAUGCGGAGGGUGACGGGGCGGCAGCAGGGGCAGAGGGAGCAGCAGCAGAGGGGGUGCGGGAGGAGGCAGCAGAUGCGGCGAUAGGAGUGGAGUUGUGGAUUCAGGAGUUGGAUGAGCCAGAUGAUGAGAUGGUGAAUGAAUUGCUGGAAGACAUUGAAGUCAUGCCCAAUGUGGUUAUCCCUAGUGGGACCAGUACACCCGGUGUGUUUGGGGAGUCUCCGCAACUACCCGCUGUUGAUGUCCCAGCGCCGUCCCCUGCCGCGUUCUCGCCUGCUAACGCAUCCCCCUUUCAGAUUCCUCAAACUCCUAAUGCUGCUGCUCUCGCUGCUGCGGCGGCUGCUGCUGCCGGUUCUCCUGCUGGUGCGGGAGCUGCGGCGUCCCCAGCAGCAGGCAGGACCAUCUCGCCUCUCCUGCAGCAGCUGCUGCAGCGCUCCUCCCGCCCCAUUGCCCCCAGAACCACCAAACCCCAGCGCUCUUCUGCCGCCCCCGCACCUCCAACCUCUCUCAACCGCGCUCCCAUCCUCCCCACUGUCCCCCGCCACGCCUCCAACUCGUUCCUGCUUGCAGCAGCAUCAGGACAGAUCCCCACCCCUGCCGCACCUCCCGCUCCGUCCCCUGGAAACCCUCCCCGCACCCCUGGCUCUGCCGCCGCUGCUCCUCCCCGUGAGCGUUCCGGGGGGCCGUCCCUGGGCGUGUGGGAUAGGAUCCAGCUGAGGCGGAAGAGGGCAAGGGAGGGGCUGACAGGGGACCCGGAGGAGCCGGGGGCACAGCAGAGAGACGGGAGGGACGGGAGAGCGGGACGAGAGGGGCUGCAGCAGCAGCAGGAGGCGGGCGGGCGGGAGGGCAUGCUCACUCGCCCUUCCCUGGGGUCAGGCCGGCCGCUGGCUGGGUUACGGAAGCGGAGGCGGGAGGGGCAGGUUGACCCGGUGUUUGGAUCCGCUGGGCUGCGACCGCGCGGGCGCGAGCGCGACAUUCUGUUCUGGUUCCAGUCCACUGAGCGGCGCAAGAUGAACCGGUUCCAGUCACGGCUGGAGAAACGCCUGCACAAGGUGAACCUGCAGCGGAGGGCGUGGCGGCGAGGCGAGGAGGGAGGGGUGGAGGAGGAGGGUGGUGGGGAGGGGCAGGAUGGGGAGGAGGGGGAGGAUGGGGAGGAGGGCACGGAUGGGGGUGGGGAUGAGGAGGGAGGGGAGGGGGAUGUUGUGGAGGUGGGAGGGGGUGCGGGGGGAGGUGGUGGAGAGGUAUAUGUGACUCUGUUGUCUACUGACGACGAGGGCAAUGAGGGGGAAGAUGAUGGUGGGGAGUGA